Messenger RNA from Didymodactylos carnosus, 399 nucleotides. NCBI's taxonomy places the organism in Eukaryota, Metazoa, Rotifera, Eurotatoria, Philodinida, Philodinidae. The record is from the annotation of a GenBank genome assembly.
AUGUCAUCUAAUCAACGGGGUGGUUUUGGUCGAGGUUAUCAAAGUCUUGGAGAAAAUGUGACAAAUAAACGACGAGAUCGUCAUGAAGGCUUCGAUUUAUAUCGUGAACUAGAAAGUAAUCAUCCACUUCGAAAAUUAUUUGAACAAAAUCCAAAUAGUGAUAAGUUACCAGAUUAUCGUGAAUUGGCUAUAGGAUAUAAUCCUUAUCCUCAAGAACCAUUACCAUCUGGAAUAUUUUAUGAUGUUAUCUCUGAAUAUAUAGCAAGCAUGAAACAUGCCGGUGAACGAAUAAUGCGUGCAAUAGCUCUUUCACUCAAUUUACCAUUAAAUUAUUUUGCCUCAACAUUUGACGAUUCAUUUUGGGUAAGAUUAUUAAAAGAAGAAAAAAUGCUGAACUAG